Molecule: messenger RNA, 1020 nt
Organism: Fonsecaea multimorphosa CBS 102226
Lineage: Eukaryota; Fungi; Ascomycota; Eurotiomycetes; Chaetothyriales; Herpotrichiellaceae
Exons: 3
Coding region: 1-1020 (339 amino acids)
Molecular function (GO): hydrolase activity
Source: RefSeq, a predicted model, not a curated record
AUGGCAGCAGCAAAGACACAGUCCCUCUAUUCUUCACUCCAACUCACCCACAAUGUUACCAAGACGUCUUCUGGCUCAGAGGUCCAUAGCUACAGUUCUGACCUGGGCCCGGACUCUCCUAUCCUGACUCUAAUCCAUGGCUAUCCUCAGUCUGCUUAUGAAUGGCGUCAUGUCGUCCCUCUUCUCCGAGGCAAGGUCUCCUUGUUCGUGCCUGAACUUCCAGGGUAUGGCGUCUCAACGCCGAUCCGCGACCCGGCGUCCAACACCAAGCGCGCCGUUGGCACCGCGUUACUGGAAGCCGUCGCCGACGUUUUCAAGACCAAAUCGGCCUCUUCUCCCAGAACGGUCAUCCUAGGCGGCCACGAUCGCGGAGCGCGAAUUUGUCACCGCCUCUCAGUCGACUUUUCCCACCCACCGCCCCACCAGCUCUCACCCGGAUCCCUCUACAAAGACUUGAAUGUGACAGUCCCGGGAACAAUCCUUCUCGACAUCAUUCCGACCAAGGAACAGUGGACUGCCUUUUCCGACCCGGCAAUAUCCCAGGGAUACUUUCACUGGCCACUCCUGGCAAAUGCGGACCUGGCGACCGAGAUGAUCUCCGCGUUCGGUGGCGCCAACUGGGCCAAGGGAGCACACACACGCAUCUCCGGCCCGAACCCGAAAGCACUCGAAAGAAUCAAGUCCCAUGACGCCCUCGACGUUUACGCGGCUCUAUUCAGUGACAGAGAGACCAUCUACUAUACCUGUCUGGACUACGCCGCCGGCGCCGCCCCGGAGGCAACGGAGCAAGACGAGGACCAGAAGGCCGGCAGGAAAGUCGGCGUGCCCCUGCUCGUCAUGUUCAGUAAAGCUAAAUUAGGAGCGCGGAUUGACGUCGAGAGCCUGUGGAAAGGCUGGGUCGCGGAAGGAGUCGACUAUGAAGGAUACGGCGUGGGAGACGGUUGUGGCCACUAUUUACCCGAGGAGGCCUUCGACGUUGUAGCUGAGAAGAUCUCGGCUUUUAUUAAAAAGGUGACAUGA